Boeremia exigua is the source of this 957-nucleotide messenger RNA. RefSeq lists its product as uncharacterized. The transcript has a single exon. The record is from RefSeq and is a predicted model, not a curated record. Gene Ontology annotation, molecular function: oxidoreductase activity. NCBI's taxonomy places the organism in Eukaryota, Fungi, Ascomycota, Dothideomycetes, Pleosporales, Didymellaceae. The coding region runs from base 107 to 652 and encodes 181 amino acids.
CCCAAGUCGAUGGGCACAGUGGCUUCGCCUUCCCAUGAUUGCAGCGCUCAGUAUCAUAGUAGAAAAGUUGGAAAUAGUAUGGUAUAAGUCAAGCACGUCUGCAUAGAUGAUGCUUGCUGCACGAGACGCGCGCACGAUGAGUCUCGCCUUCAUACGAUCCCAGCCCGCUCUAUCGGUGAGGAGAGGCAACCCCGAACUCAUAGAUGCUUGUGGCAACCCAGUGGGAAAAUGGAGGCCCUUGAUUGUGGAUAUGGCGCCAUCACUAGCUUGGGGCAAGAUUUACAAAGCUUUGCAAGGAGGAGAGAAGAGUCCUGGCGACUGGGCGCUUGUUAAGCAUGGCCAAGGCACUGGAGAGUGUCAUGGUGCCGAUGAGUGGACCCAAAGCCUCCGCUAUCGCCAUUGUCGUCUCCGGCCGUGGGUUCGCAGGACACGUUACGAACUCCGCGGACCACAUACAGUCGCCAUCAAACCAGCCCUAUUCAUGAGCAUUGCGAAUUCGUACAGAGCGGAUAGACUCCCAGUACAAGCGUGUCGUUGGGGUCGAUCGGGUGUCUGGUACCGACCGUGUCUUCUUUUAAGACGAAGUCGAGGACCCCGAUACGGGGAAGCGCCUGAAGGACGGGAUACCGCUUAUGGUCGCCGGCAGCCCUGAACGCGGAUGCUCAAUGAGUUAGAGCCGCAUGCAUCCUGAUUUCGCCAACUGCGCCGAGGUCACGUUUGUAGCCGAAAAUUAGGAUCGGAGUUCCUACUGCGUACACUUUCUGUGAGCUUACGUCGGACCUACCUCGUGACGAGGGGAUGGGUAUGGGGCUGGGCCUCCCGUUCAUGACGGUAGCUCCGCGGUAGAUUGUCGGGGGUCCCUCCCCACGCGCACAUUGGCAAUCUCUGGCUAGAACCGCCGCAUCAGAAACGAUCGGGGUUUAUGCAGGGUGUAAUUAUCCAGUAGCGUGGUGCGUC